Messenger RNA from Phanerochaete carnosa HHB-10118-sp, 338 nucleotides. RefSeq lists its product as uncharacterized. The coding region runs from base 58 to 240 and encodes 60 amino acids. The transcript has a single exon. The record is from RefSeq and is a predicted model, not a curated record. NCBI's taxonomy places the organism in Eukaryota, Fungi, Basidiomycota, Agaricomycetes, Polyporales, Phanerochaetaceae.
CACAUAUCCCCCAAAUUCUGGCCAGUCCUCCCAUCGUCCGAAGAAUUACGCCACCAAAUGUGCAGGCCACCCACCGUUCACCUCGUUGGCCUGUCCCGCAGACCGGCUCAAGCUCGACCUGAGGCCCUCGAUUUCAACGUCUGCUCUCUUUGGGUGCCGUCCACGCAGGCAUGCAAGGCGCGGAAAAACAAAUGGGACGUCGCUGUCCGGCGCGCGUACGGUGCAGAGCGGACGCUGUGAUGCGCCUAUUCUCCACAACAGCGACGCACACGACUGCGGGCUCUACUACCUGUCCGUCACGCACGGCGAAGAUACUGCACCUGUGCGCCCGUACCCGU